Fusarium vanettenii 77-13-4 is the source of this 1080-nucleotide messenger RNA. RefSeq lists its product as uncharacterized. The record is from RefSeq and is a predicted model, not a curated record. NCBI's taxonomy places the organism in Eukaryota, Fungi, Ascomycota, Sordariomycetes, Hypocreales, Nectriaceae. The transcript has a single exon. Bases 1 to 1080 code for a protein of 359 amino acids.
AUGUUCGGCAUUCUGGAGGCCGUGUCGGUGCCCCAUUCGGGCAUCUUCAACAGCUAUGAAGAUCUCUUCAAGGAACUCAGUGACCGCAUGGAAAAGGAUGGCUACAAGAUCGUCAAGGCGAGAUCUCAUCGCGGCAAGGUGGGCGGUGCCGACGUCCCAGGGAACGACAUUGUCCGAUGCGAUCUGGUGUGCGAUCGAGGCGGCCGGCCCUACCGAUGCAUGGCGACAAAGCACAAGACGACAACCAAGAAGACGGAUUGCCCAUGGAAGGCAAAGGCUGUUCAUCGUAAAACCAUGGGAGGAUGGGUCUUGACCAUCACCUGCGAUCAGCACAACCACGAACCCGGCACGCCCGAACCCCCGACCCCCGAGCCCGCGAGCGAAGACGAGACCAAUAUUGUUGAGGACCUGGAAGGUGAGCAGAAUAUGGAUUCAGGUGUGACGCCGCUUCUGACAGAAUGGCCAGAUGACGGUCCUCAACCUGAUGCCGAGACUCAGGCGGCGAUCCAUGUCGCAGGCGUCUCCAACGCUGUCCUCCGCCUGACGGGCGACACCUUCCAUCAGUUCAAGAGCGAAUAUCGCAAAAUGUCACAGCCAGAGCGCAUCGGCAUCUUGUCGCAGCUCCAGCUUCGCAUCGCCGCCAUCUAUGCGGUCCAAAACGAGGAUGUUCAGCGGCAAAAGAGACAAGAAGCCCAAGAUAAGCGACAUCGUCAGAUCGAGGAAACAAAAAGACAAUCCUCGGCGCAGAAGCAGCGAGCUCGACAGCGGCGUCAAGUAGCCGAGCAGACUCAGCAGCAGCAGCCCCCGCCUCAGAUGCAUCCCCAACAUGUUCAGCAACAGCCGUUGCCGCAACAAACGUCGCAGGCUCAAGUUCAAGCCCAGCAAGCACAACAGGCCCAGCAGGCAGCCCAAGCGCAGGCGCAGGCUCAAGCCAUGAUGCAAUCGCAGCUGUAUCUGCCGCAAAACCCACAGCAGACUCCCAUUCCCGUACCUGGAAUGGAUAUGCCGCAGUUCCAGCAUUACGCUGGGCCUCCUAAGCGGAUGCGUGGGCGGCCAUCACAGGGCGGGCAACAAACCUAA